CACAGAUUGAAACAUUCUGAAAUGCUCAACUCAAGUGCAAAUACUUCAGCCAACCACUGUAUUUACAACACAAUAGUAACCAAGCAAGUCAUCCCACUAGCAUACAGUUUCAUUUUCAUAGGAGGAUUCCUGCUAAAUGGCACAGCAGCAUGGAUUUUCCUGCACGUUUCUAGCAAAAAAAGUUUUAUUGUCUAUCUCAAGAACAUUGUUGUUGCUGACCUCAUCAUGAGCCUGACUUUCCCUUUCAAAAUUCUUGCCGAUACAGAAAUUGGGCCUGGGCAACUCAACUUCUUUGUGUGCCGAUAUUCAGCUGUUGUCUUUUACUUAAAUAUGUAUAUUGGAAUAGCAUUUUUUGGCCUCAUAGGUUUUGAUAGGUACUACAAAAUUGUAAAGCCUGGGUUUACAUCCUUUGUUCACACAGUAAAUUACAGCAAGAUCAUCUCCAUAGUCAUAUGGGUAUUGCAAAUGUUUUUAGCAUUGCCCAAUAUUAUUUUAACUAAUGAGUCUCCAAAAGAGAGAAAUCCCAAAAACUGUAUGAGUCUCAAAAGUGAAUUAGGUAUAUACUGGCAUGAGGCUUCAAGCUUUAUUUGUGUAGGAAUUUUUUGGAUUGUGUUUUUUCUAUUAACCAUUUUUUACAGUUUGAUAUCAAGAAAAAUAUACAAUUCCUACAAAAAGUUCAGGAGGAAUUCAGAAGCAGCUAAGAAAAAAACCAAUCGUAACAUAUUCAGUAUCAUGUUCGUGUUUGUCAUUUGCUUUGUCCCAUAUCAUCUCUGUAGAAUUCCAUACACACUAAGCCAAACCGGAUCAGACUACACCUGUCAGUCAAAAAGACCUCUGUUCUAUGCAAAGGAAUUCGCUUUGUUACUGUCUGCUGCAAAUGUAUGCCUUGAUCCUAUUAUUUAUGUCUUUCUCUGUCAACCCUUUAGAGAAAAAUUAUAUCAAAAACUGAAUCUUAAGUUGGGAGCUACAGGUGAUGCAGAAAAUUCUAGAUCUAGAAGGUCAAACACACUUCGUGAAAGUAUAAAUAUUACAUAAAUUCAGAGAUCUCUUGUGAUAAUAAUGUUGAAAAAUACUGAAGAUUGUAUAUGGUUAAUAACUGAAUUGAAUAAAUAAAAAGCACAUGCAAGAACAAAUAAGAUUUCAAUAUAAUAAGCAGUUUACCUAUUUUAUUUCCUACAAUAUACCAUACCUGUACUUAUACUCUACUUCAAUUUACUUCAUCCUGUAAUAUGAUAGAGUAAGUGAUCUUUCUGUAUUUAAGGAGGACAAAAUAAAAUUACUUGAUUUGAAUCCUGGAGCAUGCCACGUAAGUAGCUAGAACUAAGAAUAGACCAAGAAGCAGCUACAUCUUGUUAAACUCCUGGGAAACCAACCAAGAGCAAAAACGAAAAAACACACCUGGCAGGAUGCAACUGAGACCAGCUGAGUAGCUCAACUCAAGACCUGCACAUUCUCAGGUAGUGCUAACUUUGGCAGAAACCCAUCUGCAGAAGCCAGCAGGGCCAAGCCAGUGCACUCAGGCCCUGGAAGGAAGAAAGUGCCCUGCAUUGAUAUAACAAAACAAAGACCUGAGAAUGCCAAAAGGGGCUCCAACAAACUUCAAGAGAGGGUGAAAGAAGAGACAAAGAAUAAAAGGUGAAAAGCAGCUUAAAUCCUUAAGGUUCCACCUAGAGCUUAGAGAACCCUUGUUAGGUUAUGAGACAAGAAGAAAUUUUAAAAGUUUAUGAAAAUCUAUUUGUAACUCUUAGAGAAAAAUCUUUAUUCAAUAAGAAUGAAACCACACACUUUUACAGGCUCUUAUACAAGCUGUAGCCUGUAAAAGAAAAAGUAAAAUCUUCUGGUUUUUGUUUUUC
Messenger RNA from Gavialis gangeticus (Gharial), 1853 nucleotides. It is a transcript of the gene P2RY14, whose product is annotated as purinergic receptor P2Y14. Gene Ontology annotation, cellular component: membrane. The record is from RefSeq and is a predicted model, not a curated record. Lineage: Eukaryota; Metazoa; Chordata; Crocodylia; Gavialidae. Gene Ontology annotation, biological process: G protein-coupled receptor signaling pathway. The transcript has a single exon. The coding region runs from base 22 to 1035 and encodes 337 amino acids. Gene Ontology annotation, molecular function: G protein-coupled purinergic nucleotide receptor activity.